AUAAAGACCUCUGAAAAUCUUAGAGUUUAGCUAACAAAAAGGUUACUGUUGUUUAUUAUAAAACGCAAAACCAAAAUAAUUAUGGCCGAAAGAAAUGAACAUGGAGCAUCUUCAUCAAGAAGACGAAGAUCUCUGUACCACAACCUAGGAGGAGGACACUUUGCUGAUAUAAUGUUCUGGAGAAACAAGAAAGAAUCAGGAACAAUCUUGGCGGUUUUCACAUUGAUAUGGUUCUUAUUCGAAGUGGUUGAGUAUCCUUUCAUCACUUUCCUCUGCCAGAUUCUAUUGAUCUCCAUCUUCAUAUUCUUUAUCUGGUCUUACAUUGGCUCUUCGCAACUAAUCAAGCGGCAACCACCAAGUAUCGACGACCUAAAGAUCUCGGAAUCAACUUGGAGAGUCUUGUUCGAUAAGAUAAACUGGUUCAUCAUCAAACUGUAUGAUGUUUCAAGUGGAACAGACUUCAGACUCCUAGUUUUGGCCGUUGUUUCACUUUGGAUGUUAUCAGUCGUUGGAAACUAUUUCAGCUCUCUAACUCUGUUAUACAUAGUAUUUGUGGGACUGGAGACGAUACCAAUGCUGUAUGAGCUAUACGAAGAAGAGCUGAACUAUGCAGCAAGUAAAAGCGGGAAGAACAUGAAGAAGCUCUUUGACAAGUUCAACUCUAAAGUCAUUAACAAGAUCCCUAAAGCUACUGGUAAAACUAAGAGGCGUAUGUAACGUAAUGCAAUAUAAAAACUCAGUAUAAGUAUAAAGCACUAAGCGUUUUACGUUACCAUUAAUACAAAAUUAUACUAUGCAAUGGUAAAGACAUUCAUCAGGUU
Molecule: messenger RNA, 821 nt
Organism: Raphanus sativus (radish)
Lineage: Eukaryota; Viridiplantae; Streptophyta; Magnoliopsida; Brassicales; Brassicaceae
Product: reticulon-like protein B14
Exons: 5
Coding region: 82-717 (211 amino acids)
Source: RefSeq, a predicted model, not a curated record